Lipotes vexillifer (Yangtze River dolphin) is the source of this 1478-nucleotide messenger RNA. It is a transcript of the gene GREM1, whose product is annotated as gremlin 1, DAN family BMP antagonist. The coding region runs from base 154 to 708 and encodes 184 amino acids. NCBI's taxonomy places the organism in Eukaryota, Metazoa, Chordata, Mammalia, Artiodactyla, Lipotidae. The transcript is spliced from 2 exons. Gene Ontology annotation, biological process: animal organ morphogenesis. Gene Ontology annotation, molecular function: receptor ligand activity; BMP binding. The record is from RefSeq and is a predicted model, not a curated record.
UGCGCCCUCCGCGGACCGUGCGACCUAGUGUGCAGCAAGAGCGGUGCUCUCUGUCCCGCUGACCCCGCGCCGAGCCCGGGCGGCUCGUGCCGCGGCCGCACACCGCGCCACGCGUCGAGAGCGCAGGCCCCGAAGGCCCGCAGCACUGACAGCAUGAGUCGUACGGCCUACACUGUGGGAGCCCUGCUUCUCCUCUUGGGGACCCUGCUGCCGGCUGCUGAAGGGAAAAAGAAGGGGUCCCAAGGGGCCAUCCCCCCGCCAGACAAGGCCCAGCACAAUGACUCGGAGCAGACUCAGUCUCCCCAGCAGCCUGGCUCCAGGAACCGGGGGCGGGGCCAGGGGCGGGGCACUGCCGUGCCCGGGGAGGAGGUGCUGGAGUCCAGCCAGGAGGCCCUGCAUGUGACGGAGCGCAAAUACCUGAAGCGAGACUGGUGCAAAACCCAGCCGCUGAAGCAGACCAUCCACGAGGAGGGCUGCAACAGCCGCACCAUCAUCAACCGUUUCUGCUAUGGCCAGUGCAACUCUUUCUACAUCCCCAGGCACAUCCGGAAGGAGGAAGGCUCUUUUCAGUCUUGUUCCUUCUGCAAGCCCAAGAAGUUCACCACCAUGACGGUCACGCUCAACUGCCCCGAACUACAGCCACCCACCAAGAAAAAGAGGGUCACUCGUGUCAAGCAGUGUCGUUGCAUAUCCAUCGAUUUGGAUUAAGCCGGGCCUACCCAGCCUGUCCUUGGGGUGCAAGCCCCCAGGCGGGCCCAGAACCAGACCUAAAUCAACCUGAUUCUUACUUGGCUUAAAUCUAGAGGCAAGAAGAACCACCAGCUGCCUUCUGCCAGGAGCCUGCUAGUGCGUAGUUUGUGUGCAUGAGUGUGCAUGGGUCCCUGUGGGUGUUUGCAGACACCAGAGGAAACACAGUCUCUGCUAGAGGGCACUUCCUGUUAUGUAAACGUAUCUGCUUCCAUGCGGGAUGGUACAGAAAGCCCACACCACCUGAGGCACAUUUGGAGGGGCAGGGUUCUGCCUUGGUCUUCCAUGUGCCCUCCUGGGGACCAGAACCUCCCUUCAGAAUGAAUGUUAAUGGAAGAGGCUACCCUGAGGGCAAGAGACCUGUUUUAGUGCUGCCUUGGCCUUAGGAUAUUUCAACCUGUGCUUGCUUUCCCCCUUCCUCUUCCCUGUCACAGUCCAUCCCUUCUUAGGAUCUCAGUGACUAUUUCCGUCUAAUCCCCUACCUGCCAGAGGUUCUAAAGUAACUCGCUUGACCACAGAUGCAAAUGUUUCCAAUUUGGGGAAGACCUUUCAGACUCUGGGGGAGGCUGGUAGGGCAGGAACGUUAGAGGAUUGAGAGAAGGGAGAGAUCGCAGGUGAGGACCAGUUGGCCCAGCAAAAUUCAGGAGGGAGGUGUGCAGAGCCUGGAAAGGCCAACCCCCAAACACGGUGAGCCCCAUGCUUUAGCAAGUUUUUUCCUGGUAUUUAAAGAA